AUGCCUCCUCCACGUGCUGACGAUGAGGCUCCGCCAACAGACCUCACCAACGACCACCCCCGCAUGGAAGGCACCAAUACCAGCCGCAGCAGCAGUAACAAUGAGCCCAUGACUGAUGAGAAGGCCAUGCAUCAGGGCGGUCCUGGCGGUCCGGACCGGCGCCGCCGCAGCUCAGUCGCUGCACUGCUUCAGAACCCACUCGCUGGCUUGACCCAGGAUCAGGUGCUCGCCGACGUCGACAACUUUACUCAGAGUAAGGGUCUGACGGAAUACCAAGAAGUCUUCCGCAAGGGCGCUCUCGUUGCUCAGGUCAACAACCAGGAUGGCGCUUUCGAGCGUAUUGAAGUGCUCGACGAGGACGAGAAGAACGUCUUGCGUAGGGAGCUGACCCACCGCUGGAGCCAGCCCUUUAUGCUGUACUUCCUCUGCACUCUCUGCGCCGGAUCCGCCAUUGUUCAGGGCAUGGAUCAGUCGGCCGUCAACGGCGCUCAAGACUUUUACUUCCAGGAGCUCGGCUUGGCAGACAUGUCAGCAGAGAUCCGGGGACUUGUCAACGGUGCCCCCUACCUCUGUUCUGCGCUCAUCGGCUGCUGGACCAACCCUUUUCUCAAUCACUGGUUCGGUCGUCGCGGCACCAUUUUCAUCAGCUGUGGCCUGUCCGUCAUCACCGGCUUCUGGCAAGCUGCUGCCAACAACUGGUACAACCUUCUCAUCGCCCGUUUCUUCCUUGGUUUCGCCGUCGGCGCCAAGUCUUCCACCACCCCCGUCUACUCGGCCGAGUCCACACCCAAGACCAUUCGUGGUGCCCUCACCAUGAUGUGGCAGAUGUGGACGGCGUUCGGCAUCGCCCUUGGUACCAUUGUCGGCGUCGCCUUCUCUGGAGUGACGAUCUUCGGCGAGGAGACUCAAUGGCGUUGGAUCAUGGCCUCCACCUCCAUCCCUCCCCUCGUCGUCAUGGUCCAAGUCUACCUGUGCCCCGAGUCUCCCCGCUGGUAUAUGGAGAAGGGACGUUAUCCCGAGGCCUUCAAGGCAACCUGCCGUCUUCGAUACACCAAGGUCCAGGCUGCCCGCGACAUGUACUACGCCUACAAGCUGCUCGAGAUUGAGAGCGCCGAGCGUGAGGGUCGAAGCUGGAAGGAAUUCUUCACAGUGCGAAGAAACCGCCGCGCCGCACAGUCCUCGUGGUUUGUAAUGUUUAUGCAACAAUUUUGUGGUGUCAAUGUCAUCGUCUAUUACUCUAUGAUCAUGUUCCAGAAUGCCGACUUCACGCGGAACGAGGCUCUUCUCGUCACUAUGGGCACCGGUCUUGUCAACUGGCUGUUUGCUAUUCCGGCCAUUUACACAAUUGACACGUUUGGACGCCGCAACCUUCUGCUGGUCACCUUCCCGUUGAUGUCGUUCUUCAUGUUCUUCACAGGCUUCAGUUUCCUCAUCACCGAGCAAGCUGCGCGUCUGGCCUGCGUGACGACGGGUAUCUAUCUCUUCAUGGCUGUGUACUCGCCCGGCGCCGGCCCGGUUCCGUUCACGUACUCGGCCGAGGCGUUCCCGCUUCACAUUCGCGAUAUCGGCAUGUGCAGUGCCACGGCCGUCACCUGGGGCUUCAACUUCAUCAUCUCCUUCUCGUGGCUUCCCAUGGUCGAGGCGUACGGUGACACGGGCGCCUUCUGCUGGUACGGCACAUGGAACCUCAUCGGCUGGGUCUUUGCCUACUUCCUCUUGCCCGAGACGAAGAACCUCACCCUUGAAGAGCUCGACAACGUGUUCAAUGUCACCAAUCGGGAACAUGCCGGGUACUACCUGAAGAAAUUACCAUGGUACAUCAAGAAGCAUCUGCUCUUCCGGGACGUCGAGCCCAUGCCCCCGCUGUACGCGUUUGACCAAUCAUCGCCACACGACAAGAAGCACGACAUGGCAGCCGCCGAAGCUUCGCACAGUGAAGGCGUUGUGCGCUAA
This is a messenger RNA of Verticillium nonalfalfae, 1953 nucleotides long. RefSeq lists its product as uncharacterized. NCBI's taxonomy places the organism in Eukaryota, Fungi, Ascomycota, Sordariomycetes, Glomerellales, Plectosphaerellaceae. Gene Ontology annotation, biological process: transmembrane transport. The transcript is spliced from 2 exons. Gene Ontology annotation, cellular component: membrane. The record is from RefSeq and is a predicted model, not a curated record. Bases 1 to 1953 code for a protein of 650 amino acids. Gene Ontology annotation, molecular function: myo-inositol:proton symporter activity.